AUGGCCGGCUGGGAGUUGUGCAGUUGCUCGAUUUUUCCGAAAGAAUCUUUAUCGUAUCGAGAGGCGAUCGCAAUCCAUAGCAAUUGGACGUCAACAGUCUGCUUUAAACAAUGCGUUCGACGGUGUAGACGAACGAGGGGAAGAUGUGCGGUCAACAGUCCGCACAAUGAGCGCUACGCUGGUCAAUGUUGUACCCGAGCAAACACGAAUUGGUCAAUGAUGGCUCAAUGUUUCAUAAAUGGAACCGGUGCAUGUCAUCUUGAUCGAAAAUUGGCUACUGGAGCGAGCACGGUUCUCGGCAUUAGUGUCGGAAGUUUUGGUGUCAAUCAGGGUGGU
This is a messenger RNA of Mesorhabditis belari, 336 nucleotides long. Lineage: Eukaryota; Metazoa; Nematoda; Chromadorea; Rhabditida; Rhabditidae. The record is from the annotation of a GenBank genome assembly.